Molecule: messenger RNA, 3147 nt
Organism: Microplitis mediator
Lineage: Eukaryota; Metazoa; Arthropoda; Insecta; Hymenoptera; Braconidae
Gene: Pisd
Exons: 5
Coding region: 157-1401 (414 amino acids)
Biological process (GO): phosphatidylethanolamine biosynthetic process
Cellular component (GO): mitochondrion
Molecular function (GO): phosphatidylserine decarboxylase activity
Source: RefSeq, a predicted model, not a curated record
CGUCCCCUCUUAAGGACCUAUAAUGUCGAUAUCAGGGUCAUUGUUAUGAAAUUGUUGUGUUGUUGUGUAUGACAAUAGAUAACUUUGGGGGUUGUGAGAUAGAGCUUUCUAGUAAGAGUGAUUUUUAUUUGUUGAACAAAAUUAUCUUGUUACUAAAUGUCAUUUUUCAAAUUUUCAAAAUUCUCUCGACAUAUAAGGUUGAUUCCUGUUCAAUGCGGUUAUUCAGAUAACACUAGAAAUUCUACUUUCAGUAGAAAAUCUGAUAAAUCGAUGAAAAUUGCAAAAAACUGGAAGAUUUUUGUGCCUAUCGGAAUAGGGAUAUCAGUUGUUACCAUUUGGCAGUGGAAUCGUGCUAAGAGGCAAGGAAAUUUUGCUGGUUUUAAUGUGAUGACUGAUCCAGCCAAUGAUUUAAUAAUGCAGUGCUAUUAUUGGUUACCUUUGAGAGUUACAAGCCGAAUGUUUGGAUGGUUAGCAGAAAUAGAGCUACCUCCGAGAUUGCGUCCGUUUUUAUACAAUACGUACGCUCAGUUUUUCAAUAUAAAUUUAGAUGAAAUUGAUUGUGAUCUUCUGUUGUUUCCCAGUUUGGCCGAUUUUUUUGUAAGGUCACUAAAACUAAAUUCAAGACCUAUUGCUAAAAAUACAAAUAUCGUUUCUCCUGCAGAUGGAACAGUAUUGUACUUAGGACCCGUCUUAUCUUCACAGUUGGAAAAAGUUAAAGGAGUUACCUAUAAUCUUCAAAAUUUUUUGGGUGAAAAGAAACUAAAAUUAUAUGAGGGAAAGAAAGAACUUACUUAUGAUGAUAAUGAUAAUUUGGCAAAGUUACUUUUGAAAAAUCCAAAAAAUUCAUUAUAUCAGUUGACAGUAUACUUGGCACCUGGAGAUUAUCAUAGAUUUCAUAGUGCGACUGACUGGAAAAUAAAAAUUCGCCGCCAUUUUCAAGGUAAAUUGCUCAGUGUGAAUCCAAAAGUAGUUCAUUGGUUGCCAAAUCUUUUCGAAAUCAACGAGAGAGUUGUUUACCUAGGUGAUUGGGCAGGAGGUUUUAUGGCGUAUGCUGCCGUUGGUGCAACUAAUGUAGGUUCUGUAAGAGUGUAUUGCGAUAAUACUCUUAAGACAAAUAGAAAAAACUGGAAAGAAGAGGAAGAUUGGCAAGAGUUAGAUUUUAAUUCUGUGAAUAUUUCUAAGGGUGAACUAUUUGGCGAAUUCAGAUUAGGAUCAACAAUAGUGCUUUUAUUUGAAGCUCCUAAAGAUGUCAAAUUUUCUGUAAGACAAGGUCAGGUAAUUAAAGUGGGUGAAGCAUUAACGAAAUCACCAAUUAAGUGUUGUCGAACAAUUAAUAUUUCAUUUAAUUUUAAGCAAUGUACUUCAGAGGCACUAAAAUUUAUUCGAUUCGACUGUAAAUAAAACUAUGAUUUUCCGUAUGGUUCAUAAAAAGUAUGUCUACCAUAAGAGAAGUAAUCGAGUACAAAAAUAAAACAGUGUAAAGUGUAUGUUCAGUGUAAAUGCAACCUAGUAUAUUUUUGCAGUCAUUAAAAAUCUAUUUCCGAAUAAAGCGUGCUAUUUUUCUAAAUAUUCACAAACUCCUCCACAGAUUAACGGUCCGAGUUAAUGGAGUUCGACUGUACUUGCGAAUCAUACCACUGGAAAACGUAUAACUUCAACUACUGUUGUAGAUUGGUCACCUCUCUACAUAAAUAAUUUAUUUCAUUUACCUAACGGUAUCUCCCUUUUUUUGUGUAUACCUAGUUCUUUUGAAUUUCAUUUUGUCCUAAGUACACGGAGAGAAAUUUAUGGUAACAAUUACAAUAUAUUAUGGGAAUGGUUUCCAUGAUGCAUGGUAACCGGUUUUUUUGAAAUGUUGAUUAUAGGAAUGGCACCCAUAUAUUUUAGUUAUCAUUACUAUAAUAUUAUAUUAAUCGUUACCAUAAUAUUAUGGUAACCGUUACCAUAACAUUAUGGUAACCAUUACCAUAAUAUUAUAGUAAUGUUUACCAUAAUAUUAUGAUAACGUUUACUAUAGUAUUAUGGGAAUGAUUACCAUAAUAUUAUGGUAAUCAUUACCAUAAUUCUUUCACAUGCGAUAUGGGAACUGUUACCAUAAUUAUAGGAAUUAUUCCCAUAGUUAUGGGAACUUUUUCCAGAAAGUAUGGGCCUAUAUCCCAUAAUUCCAAGUAAUCAUUACCAUAACAGUAUGGGAUGAUAUUUCAUAAACGUACUAGGAACGGUUACCAUAAAUUUCUCUCCGUGUAGUUACCCGCUCAAAUUAGUCUUCUUUGGCAGAAAUUCAACGACUAAUCAAUCUGUAAUAAUUGGUCCUCUAUCAUUGUGCAAUAAAACAAAAAAUGCCAUUCGGUAGCCAGCAGUGUUGACAGUAGAUUUCCCAAAAUUUAUGAAGUAGAUCAAAAAGUUGCAUUAUUUAGAAAUUUAAGUGAUAACGAAAACUGAGUGUCAAAUAAAAACAUAGAAAUUGUCAUAUAUGUUUUAUUCUUAAAAACUAUCGAUGAAUUUAUAAAAAUAGUUGCCGAAAAUCAUCAAAGCAAGGUCAUUGGAAUUCAUCACAUAAUUUUGACACACAUUUAAAGGAAAAAUGCCCUGUCACAAUCCUUAAAAGCACGCCCUUCAGGUAAAAACGAAGACCUUCUUGAUCGAAAGGGGAUAGAGGGCUACUCCGAGUAGAAUCCUGGCUAAUAAAGAUGAGUUUAAAGCCAGUCCCUAGCUCAGCGUUACUAGCUAGCAGAUUUAGCUAAUAACGAGCUUACCGUUGGUUAAUUUUUUUUCAAGAAUAUUUUUAGCUCAUCGAUAUCUCGUGAGGAGGGCAAUAUUUAUUAUUUGCAGAUGGCGCUGUACAAGAAUGAAAUCUUGACUCACCAUUGCCUCACAGCUGGCUCAAAAUAAUUGGUUAUAAAUGGCGCUAUUUUCAAAUAAAAAAUAGCUCACUAUAAGCUAAUAGCUGGCCAUUAUGUAUUAUUUACAGAUGGCUCUGUACGAGAAUAAAAUCCUGACUCAUUAUUACAUCUCAGUUGGCUCGGAAUAAUUAUUUAUAGAUAGUGCAGUUAUAAAUUCAAAAGAUGACUUUCUCACUGUAAACUCAUAGCUGACCACUAUUUAUUAUUUACGGAUAGUGCUAUAUAAAAAGAAUUAGCUAACUGG